This is a messenger RNA of Colletotrichum higginsianum IMI 349063, 822 nucleotides long. RefSeq lists its product as uncharacterized. The record is from RefSeq and is a predicted model, not a curated record. Bases 1 to 822 code for a protein of 273 amino acids. Lineage: Eukaryota; Fungi; Ascomycota; Sordariomycetes; Glomerellales; Glomerellaceae. The transcript has 3 exons.
AUGGCGUACGAGAUCGACCUCAGUGUUCUAGAGGAACAAGACGCAACGGAAUCCCAAAAGGAAAUAGUCGAAAUCUUGCGAGCGCAUCUCCAUGGCGAGGGAAGCAGACACACCAGUUCGUCGGAGUUGGCCGAUGCCAUCCAGCAACUGGGCGCUACAAAGGCAUCGAGAGAUGCUGCGUCAGACUUCCUCUGGCAUCUUUGGAUGGUCGUCGUAGAUUUCGCCUACCUCAUUCCGCCGGACCACCCCUGGCAGGGCACACUGAUAGGUGCUAUCCAGACCUUGAGACAAACUGGUGGACUUAUCGUCGCCACUGAAGAAACGAAGGAGCCCCUGCUCUGGAAGGACUUGCCACACCUGGCGGAAUACAUGUUGGAUAAGUGGUUCGACCCCACCGAGCUAGACGAAUGGACUCUAGACAAUGUGGCGGCAUGGAAGAACCUCAAUUCGUUUGCUGCCGGGCUCACAACGGAGGACUUUGCUCCCUGGUUGAACUUCCCCGUCUGGCAACUCCAGAGCGCCCUUGAUGAGUCCCCAGACAAGGGUAUCAUCCUGGAGUCUAGGCUCUGGGUAGCGACGGAGUGGGUUAUACGCUGUGGAAGCUUGGUAUUUCAAGACAUGAUUUCCUCCAGACCGCACGACGAUGCAGUCGAAGAGGCUACCGAAGGGCAAGGCUUGGGCAAGUUGCGUCUUUGGAAGAAGAGGUUUUCCGAACUAUUUGAGGAUAAGGAGCGACUGGGACUCGACACCGUUCUUGUCAACCGAAUAGAGCAGACUAUCAAGCAGAUGGAGGAGUUCGAGACCGCCGGCCAGGUACAAUAG